Messenger RNA from Colletotrichum truncatum, 1026 nucleotides. Its product is annotated as aquaglyceroporin. NCBI's taxonomy places the organism in Eukaryota, Fungi, Ascomycota, Sordariomycetes, Glomerellales, Glomerellaceae. The record is from RefSeq and is a predicted model, not a curated record. Gene Ontology annotation, molecular function: water channel activity; glycerol channel activity. Gene Ontology annotation, cellular component: plasma membrane. Gene Ontology annotation, biological process: glycerol transmembrane transport; water transport.
AUGUCCAUCACUGUCCACGCAGCCGAUUCGGUGUCUGAGUCUUCAUCAUCCGUUGGGAAGCAACACAUUCCAGUCUUCAAGUCCGAGAUGGGAGGAGAAGAAAGCCACGAGGAGCACGCCUCCGGCACCAUGACCCCGCCUCAGCGGGAAGAGGAGCUGUGGUGGUCUCGCGUCCGCGAGAACCUCCAGGACGGCUUCUCCGAGUUCUUCGGCACCAUGAUCCUCGUCAUGUUUGGUGACGGUGUCGUUGCCCAAGUCGUGUUGAGUAACAGCACAAAGGGUGACUAUCAGAGUAUUUCCUGGGGAUGGGGCCUGGGUGUCAUGCUCGGCGUCUACGUCGGCAAAAAAUCCGGUGGUCACCUUAACCCAGCAGUGACGCUUGCCAACUGCGUGUACCGUGGCAUGCCUUGGCGCAAGUUCCCCAUCUACUUCAUCGGCCAGCUUCUCGGAGCCAUGGCUGCCGCCUUCAUCCUGUACGGUAACUACAUGCCCGCCAUUGACAAUUUUGAGGGCAAGGGCAUCCGCACCGUCAGCGGUCCCACUGCUACCGCCGGCAUUUUCUGCACCUACCCGGCCGAAUUCAUGACCCGGACAGCCAUGUUCUGGUCCGAGUUCAUCUGCUCCAGUCUCCUUCAGCUCGUCAUCUUCGCCCUCGCCGACCCCGCCAACGGUGCCGCUGGACCAUUCAUGCCGCUUGCUCUUUUCUUCCUCAUCUUUGGCAUUGGCGCCUGCUGGGGUUGGGAGACAGGAUACGCCAUUAACCUCGCCCGUGACUUCGGUCCCCGCUUGGUUUCGUACAUUGUCGGAUACGGACAUGAGGUGUGGUCCGCCGGUGGAUACUACUUCUGGAUCCCCAUGGUCGCUCCGUUCCUUGGUACCCUCUUCGGAGGCUUCCUGUACGACGUUUUCCUCUACACGGGUGAGAGCCCCAUCAACUCCCCAUACUUCGGCCUCAAGCGCCUGGUCCAGCCGCGUCGUGACGUCUGGUCCAACACUUAUAAGAACAACAUGGAGAGCAAGGUCUAG